AUGAUCAAGUGGCCGUCACCAAGAAGGAAAGUGCAUCCCACCUCAAACUACGAAGGAAGCCGGCCAAACGGUCUGCAAUAUUCCUUCAGAGCCAAUGGCGCUGGCCAUUCGUUCACAUGGAGCCCCUCUACCUUCUCUGGAUCUCAGAACCAGGUGGACCAUCCGAAGUUGCCCCAUGAAAAGCGUCGAAGGCUCAAUGAGGUUCAGGUCAACGUUGAAGCGCUUGGAGUUGCCAAAAUCCGUCUGGACGAGGAUGUGAUAUUCGACUUCACGUCAAAUCACAAGGAGGUAAAGAAGCAGCUUUCGAAUGUCGAAGGUGAGCGAGAUGACCUUCUACGGCGUCUUGAUGAGACUAGAAAGGACCACGAGAAGGUUCUUUCAAAUGUCAAAUCUGAGCGAGACGAGUCCAUACAAGAGCUAAAAGAGGCCAACGAAAAUCUUGAAAAGGCCAAACAGGAACUGGAGAAUGCGGAGGCAGAACUCGAACGAUCUUCCAAUGCUUCCUUCGACUUGAGUACCGAAUUGUCUCCUUUGAUAAGUACCAUCAGAUAUCUACGAGACGACCACAAGGAUCAGCUCAGCACUCUCAAGAAGGAUCUUCAGGACUCUGAAGACAAUCACCGGGCUGUCUCGGACUCAUUGAAGACGCGCGAGAGGGAAUUGAAGGCUUGCCGCGACGUUUAUGCUAAGCUAGUUGACGGACUUCGUGAAUCCAACACGAAAUACAUUAGCGAGAAUAGUAGUCUGCGGACCAAGGCGUCAGAGCUCCAAGGUGUCUUGGACAAGCAGAGACAAAACACAAUUAUCGAACUAUAG
Messenger RNA from Colletotrichum fioriniae, 816 nucleotides. RefSeq lists its product as uncharacterized. Lineage: Eukaryota; Fungi; Ascomycota; Sordariomycetes; Glomerellales; Glomerellaceae. The record is from RefSeq and is a predicted model, not a curated record.